This is a messenger RNA of Synchiropus splendidus (mandarinfish), 2403 nucleotides long. It is a transcript of the gene pfkma, whose product is annotated as phosphofructokinase, muscle a. The record is from RefSeq and is a predicted model, not a curated record. Gene Ontology annotation, molecular function: identical protein binding; ATP binding; AMP binding. The transcript has 21 exons. Bases 7 to 2343 code for a protein of 778 amino acids. NCBI's taxonomy places the organism in Eukaryota, Metazoa, Chordata, Actinopteri, Syngnathiformes, Callionymidae. Gene Ontology annotation, biological process: fructose 6-phosphate metabolic process; canonical glycolysis; fructose 1,6-bisphosphate metabolic process. Gene Ontology annotation, cellular component: cytoplasm; membrane; 6-phosphofructokinase complex.
GGGAACAUGCCUCUGAACACGCCGGCCGCAGAUCCCACCAGGAUGGGUGUGGGACGCUCCAUUGCCGUUCUGACGUCCGGAGGAGACGCCCAAGGAAUGAACGCCGCAGUGCGGGCCACGGUGCGAGUCGGACUCUACACUGGAGCUCAAGUUUACUUUGUCCACGAGGGCUACCAGGGUCUGGUCGAUGGGGGAGAGAACAUCCGUCUGGCCUCGUGGGAAAGUGUGUCCAUGAUGCUUCAGUUGGGUGGGACUGUUAUUGGCAGCGCUCGCUGUCAAGACUUCAGGACUCGGGACGGUCGCAUGAAGGCGGCCAGAAACCUGGCCAAGUUGGGGAUCACAAACCUGUGCGUGAUCGGAGGAGACGGCAGUCUGACUGGAGCCAACCAGUUCAGGACAGAGUGGAGUUCGCUGCUGAAGGACUUGGUGCAGGCCGGCCAGAUCUCAGGAGAAGAAGCUCAAAAGUCCUCUCACCUCAACAUCGUGGGGAUGGUCGGCUCCAUUGACAACGACUUCUGUGGCACCGACAUGACCAUCGGCACAGACUCCGCGCUGCAUCGCAUCAUUGAGGUGGUGGACGCCAUCGCCACCACGGCCCAGAGCCACCAAAGGACCUUCAUCCUGGAGGUGAUGGGCCGACACUGUGGGUACCUGGCGCUGGUCACGGCUCUGGCAUGUGGCGCAGACUGGGUCUUCAUUCCAGAGAUGCCUCCGGAUGAGGACUGGGAGAACCACCUGUGCCGGAGACUGACAGACCAAAGAGCCAGAGGGUCUCGUCUCAACGUCAUCAUCGUGGCUGAGGGCGCAAUGUCCAGAGAUGGUAGCCCCAUCACCUCUGAACAGAUCAAGAAGCUGGUGACCGAUCGGCUGGGCUUCGACACGCGCACCACAGUCCUGGGUCACGUGCAGAGAGGAGGGACGCCCUCGGCCUUCGACAGAAUCCUGGGCAGCAGGAUGGGUGUGGAGGCUGUCAUGGCUUUGCUGGAGGCCACUCCAGACACUCCGGCCUGUGUGGUCAGCCUGUCGGGGAACCAGGCGGUUCGGCUGCCGUUGAUGGAGUGUGUCCAAGUGACUAAAGAUGUGACCGCUGCAAUGGCGGAGGGCAGGUUUGAAGAUGCCAUCAAACUCAGAGGAAAAAGUUUUGAAAACAACUGGAACACAUACAAGCUGCUGGCUCACAUCAACCCUCCAGAUGUGAAGAGCAAUAUCAACGUGGCCGUCAUGAACGUCGGCGCCCCCUGUGCUGGCAUGAAUGCAGCCGUCCGGGCAGCUGUCAGGAUGGGCAUCAUCCAGGGUCACUCCAUGCUGGCGGUCCACGACGGCUUUGACGGUCUGGCUCAUGGACAGAUCGAGCCGAUCACCUGGACCUCAGUUAGUGGCUGGACGGGAAAAGGUGGCUCCAUGUUGGGAACCAAGAGAGUCCUUCCUGGGAAGAUGCUGGAGCAAAUCAGUCAGAACAUCUCGAUGUUCAAUAUCCAUGCUCUGGUCAUCAUUGGAGGCUUCGAGGCCUACGUUGGUGGUUUGGAGCUGGUUCAGGCCCGGGAGAAGUACGAGGAGAUGUGCAUCCCCAUGGUGGUCAUCCCAGCCACAGUUUCCAACAACGUUCCAGGAUCCGACUUCAGCAUCGGUGCAGACACCGCCCUGAACACUAUCACCUCGACGUGUGACAGAAUCAAGCAGUCGGCGGCCGGAACCAAGCGGCGCGUCUUCAUCGUUGAGACGAUGGGCGGAUACUGCGGCUACCUGGCCACCAUGGCGGGUCUGGCUGCAGGUGCAGAUGCUGCCUACAUCUUUGAGGAGAAGUUCAACAUUAAAGAUCUGGAAGUGAAUGUGGAGCAUCUUCUGGAGAAGAUGAAGACAACUGUCAAAAGAGGUUUGGUUCUGAGAAAUGAAAACUCGAAUGCCAACUACACCACCGACUUCAUCUUCAACCUGUACUCGGAGGAGGGGAAGGGCAUCUUUGACUGCAGGAAGAACGUUCUGGGUCACAUGCAGCAGGGAGGAACCCCGACCCCAUUUGACCGCAACUUUGCGACGAAGAUGGGGGCUAAAUCUUUGCUGUGGCUGACAGAGAAGCUGAAAGAGUGCUACCGCCACGGCCGCAUCUUUGCCAACACUGGUAACUCAGCGUGUGUGCUGGGCAUGAGAAAGAGGGCGCUCACCUUCCAGCCCCUCGCUGACCUCAAGGAGGACACAGACUUUGAACAUCGGAUUCCCAAGUCCCAGUGGUGGCUGAAGAUACGACCCAUCAUGAAGAUCCUGGCCAAGUACAACAUCCAACUGGACACCUCUGAGCAUGCAGACAUGGAGCAUGUGAUCAAGAAGAGGAGUCUUCUGAAGUGAGCACGCCCAGGCACCUCCGCCGCUUGAUUGGUUUGUUGUUCCUGACCGGGACUUCCAAUA